Colletotrichum truncatum is the source of this 1647-nucleotide messenger RNA. Its product is annotated as MFS transporter. Gene Ontology annotation, molecular function: transmembrane transporter activity. Gene Ontology annotation, cellular component: plasma membrane. The record is from RefSeq and is a predicted model, not a curated record. NCBI's taxonomy places the organism in Eukaryota, Fungi, Ascomycota, Sordariomycetes, Glomerellales, Glomerellaceae. Gene Ontology annotation, biological process: transmembrane transport.
AUGACGAGUGCUGAAGCAGAGACUCCUCAUCCCCUUGAACAGACUGCAGACGUGGUCGACAACCAGCAGAGUGAACAAAAGCAAGCAACUGAGCACAUGAAAGGAUGGGCUCUCGCUUCUUUGACCCUGGCAUUCAUGUCUAUUUGCUUCGUGCUAGCACUUGAUAAUACCAUUCUAGCGACCGCGAUACCUCAAAUCACCAGUGACUUCAAAAGUCUCAACGAUAUCGGUUGGUAUGGCUCUUCCUAUUUGAUUGCCCAAAUGGCACUCCUUCCGACCUGUGGCCGUUUGUAUGCCUUCUACAAUAUCAAAUGGGUAUACUGCAUUUCGCUUGUUGUCUUCGAACUUGGCUCUGUCGUUUCAGCAGUUGCACCAAAUUCGAUGACGCUCAUCAUAGGGCGAGCAGUAUCUGGCCUGGGCGCUGCUGGUCUAGUGAGUGGAACGACAACUAUUCUGUCAUACUGCGUCGCUUUAAAGAUGCAAGCGAAACUCUCGCCCGCCGUACUGGGCUUGUACAGCAUCGGAUCUGCCGUGGGACCACUCGUGGGCGGUUCUAUAACCGAUAGCAAGGUGCUUACCUGGCGAUUUGUUUUCUGGAUCAAUCUCCCCUUUGGAGCUGUUGGCCUAGCCCUGGUUUGGUUCACAUUGAGAAAACCUCCACCGGCCGUAAAAGGUAGCCUUCCUUGGACUCAAAAGCUACGUCAACUCGACAUCCCAGGAGCUAUUUUAAUACUUGGCGCAACUGUGUGUUUGAACCUUGCUUUGCAGUGGGGCGGCAUCGUAUACCCAUGGUCUAACGCAAAUGUCUUCGGCUGCCUGAUCGGAUUUGGCGUACUCUUGCUUACCUUCCUGUUUUUGCAAUUCCGAGGUAAAGAAAGCUCUACCGUUCCUCUUCACAUCUUCCGGAGCCGUACCGUAUGUGCGUCGUGCGGCUUCAUGAUGCUCGUUCAGGUGGCUAUAGUGCUGCACUCGUACUAUUGGCCCAUAUACUUCCAAUCGGUCAAAAACACGAGUGCAAGAGACUCGGGCAUCAACUUACUCCCAGUCAUCGUGUCCAACAGCCUUGGCACAAUCUUGGCUGGCUGGGUCGCGUCAAAGUUUGGACACUAUGUACCGUUGAUGUGGAUCGGCGCCCCCACCUUAGCCACCGGAGGGGGUCUGUAUCAACUCAUUCACGUCAACAGUUUUCGCGGCUAUUGGAUAGGAUUCCAAGUCAUAUCUGGAUUCGGCUACGGCAUUUGUAGCCAAAUGCCGAUACUGGCUGUUCAGGUUGUCCUAAACAAAGCCGACAUACCGACGGGCCUUGUAAUGAUUAUGUUUUUCCAGAUGCUGGGAGGCGCUUUGGCUCCAAGUGUUGGUCAAAAUGUCUUCACGGAUAGACUACUGAGAAAUCUGAGUGGAUUGCAGGGGAUAGAUGCCGCAGCCGUAGUGGCAGCCGGUGGAACUGAGUUCAGGAAGAUAGUUCCUCCGGAGUUGAUGGAUGCAGUUAUUAGGGCAUUCAAUUCUGCUUUAAAGAGUGUUUUUUGGGUAGCACUUGUCUCUCCAGCCAUUGCUUGGAUUGUUAGCUGGGCAAUGGAGUGGAAGAAGAUACCAGACUCUAAGGGUGCGACCAUCCAGGCUGCGGCUACGGAGGUCUUGGAGAAAUAG